Anisakis simplex (herring worm) is the source of this 186-nucleotide messenger RNA. NCBI's taxonomy places the organism in Eukaryota, Metazoa, Nematoda, Chromadorea, Rhabditida, Anisakidae. The record is from the annotation of a GenBank genome assembly.
AUGGCCGAUUUGGACCAGCAAAGGACUAAGGAUCGUUUGGAUAGUGAGAGCAAAGGGGCAGAAGUGGUGCAGAAAAGGGUUGAGGCUGAUAAAUUGGGCAAAUCGAAUGGAAGUGAAUCGUCGUCGCAGGUGGAUGAUCAAGGCAGAGCAGUUUCGAGUGAUAUACACGGAGAGGGUGGGCUUGAG